This is a messenger RNA of Gadus morhua (Atlantic cod), 3151 nucleotides long. Its product is annotated as unconventional myosin-X-like. Gene Ontology annotation, biological process: regulation of cell shape; cytoskeleton-dependent intracellular transport; regulation of filopodium assembly. NCBI's taxonomy places the organism in Eukaryota, Metazoa, Chordata, Actinopteri, Gadiformes, Gadidae. Gene Ontology annotation, cellular component: filopodium; cytoskeleton. Gene Ontology annotation, molecular function: actin filament binding; phosphatidylinositol-3,4,5-trisphosphate binding; plus-end directed microfilament motor activity. The transcript is spliced from 10 exons. The record is from RefSeq and is a predicted model, not a curated record. The annotation marks the transcript as partial.
ACGGGUGCGUGUGCUCCGUCCGCAGGCUACUGGAACGUGACGGUGUUCGGGCGGAGGCACUCGUACCGCCUCUACACCAAGCUGCUGACGGAGGCGUCCCGCUGGGCCGGCGCCAUCCAGACCGUCAUCGACUCCAAGGCGCCCAUCGACACUCCCACCCAGCAGCUCAUCCACAACAUCAAGGAGAACUGUCUGAACUCUGAGGUGGUGGAGCAGAUCUACAAGAGGAACCCCAUCCUCCGUCACAGCCACCACCCGCUCCACUCGCCCCUGCUGCCCCUCCCCUACGGGGACAUCCAUCUCAGCUCCCUGAGGACCAAGGGCCCCACCACCCUGCAGGACGAGGCGCUGAAGGUGUUCGCCUCGCUGCAGCACCUGGAGGGCGUGGCGGACCCCCUGCCCGUCAUCCAGGGGGUCCUGCGGACGGGCCAGGAGCUGCGGCCCCUGAGGGACGAGCUGUACUGCCAGCUGGUGAAGCAGACGGCGCGGCCCCCCCACCCCGGGGGCCCCGGGAACCUGUGCAGCUGGAGGAUCCUGGCCUGCAUGGCCUGCACCUUCCUGCCCAGCCGCGGCGUGCUCCGCUACCUCAAGUUCCACCUCAAGAGGACGAAAGAGCUGUCCCCCAACUCGGAGAUGGAGCGCUACGCCUCGUUCGCCCUGGACUCCCUGAAGAAGACCCGCACCCGGGAGCACGUCCCGGCGCAGGAGGAGAUCCGGGCCAUCGUGGCCUGCCAGGAGAUGACCACCAUGGUGCACUGCCACGGCGGGGGGUCCUGCAAGAUCACCAUCAACUCCCACACCACCGCCGGCGAGGUGGUGAAGAAGCUGACCUGGGGCCUGGCGAUGGAGGGCAGCAGGAACAUGUUCGCUCUGUUCGAGCACAACGACAGCGUGGACAAGGCCAUCGAGGGCCGCGCCGUGGUGGCCGACGUGCUCGCCAAGUUUGAGAAGCUGUCAGCUGGCCAGGACCCCCAGGCCACCGGCUGGAGGUUCUACUUCAAGCUGUACUGCUUCCUGGACACCGACGGCGUUCCCAGGGACAGCGUGGAGUUCGCCUUCAUGUUCGAGCAGGCCCAUGAGGCUGUGAUCCGCGGCCGCUACCCGGCCCCUGAGGAGACGCUCCAGUUCCUGGCGGCCCUGCGGCUGCAGUACCUCCUGGGGGACCACGGCUCCCCGGCCCCCCUCCCAGACAUGGCCCAGGUGUUCCCCGUGGCGCGGCUCCGCGCCCGCGUGCAGAACUCGGCCAAGACCUUCGCCCCGGGCGCCGGCUCGGUGUCGGAUCGCUCCUCCGGGACUGGCGAGAGGAAGCGCUCCAGCUUCCUGGAGGGAACGCUGAGGAGGAGCUUCCGGAGCGGCUCGCUGAGCCGGCAGAAGCUGCUGGAGGAGGAGAACUCGCUGGAGGCGUGGCUGCGCGAGGAGACGGCGGCGGUGCACGCCAGCGUGCUGGACAAGUGGCGGCGGCUGGUGGGGAUGAACCAGGAGCAGGCCAUGGGGAAGUACAUGGCGCUGGUGAAGGAGUGGGCGGGCUACGGCUCCACGCUCUUCAACGUCGAGAGCACUGACGAGGCGUUCCCCAGCGAGCUGUGGCUGGGCGUCAGCCGGCAGGCCGUGUCGCUCUACAAGCGCGGGGAGCCCUGGCCCCUGGAGGUGUUCCCCUACGAGCAGAUCCUCUCCUUCGGGGCCCCGCUGCCCAACGCCUACAAGAUCGCCGUGGAGGGCCGUGAGCUGCUCUUCGAGACCCCUCUGGUGAUGGACAUCGCUAAACUGAUGAAGGCCUACAUCAGCAUGAUGGUGAUGAAACGCCACAGCAACCCCCAGUCGCUCAGCAGCCACGGCAGCCAGAGCAGCGCCUGGUGACCCCCUGGUGACCCCCAGGACCUCUGAACUUUGACCUCUGACCCGGGCGCUGUGUGGGUACAGCGCCCGGCGUCUGACGGGCCAGGACCCGAAGAGGGGGAGGAGCCUGGCGUCAUGGAGGCAAAAAACCACCACAUCCCCAGCACGAACCAAACUCAUGUACAUAGGUCGUUGUUAACCACAGUUGGGGUCAGGGUUAGGCUCUGACCCUGAGGUUAGACUCUGACCCUGAGGUUAGACUCUGAUCCUGAGGUUAGACUCUGACCCUAGACUCUGACACUAAGGUUAGACUAUCUAACCCUGACCCGGAUUUACAGAAAUUCGUUAUUUUCAAAGAAUCACAGUUGUCGUUAAGGGUUGGGGUUACGGUUAGCCUGAACUUCACCCUUAUCCUCACCUUGAAGGAAAAUAUUGUGUCAGGAAAGGAGCGAACUUGACUUGGUAUUGUUGGUGGAGUGGGGACUUUGAUUCUGUGGGAAAGUCUUUUUGUUUCAAGUUAAACUGCUCAUUUUGUUUUCUAUAUGCUAGGUGCUGUCACACUUCACGGGCUGUUACUAUACUGUGUGUGUGUGUGUGUGUGUGUGUGUGUGUGUGUGUGUGUGUGUGUGUGUGUGUGUGUGUGUGUGUGUGUGUGUGUGUGUGUGUGUGUGUGUGUGUCUGAGUUUCUUUUUGUGUGUGGGUGGGUCUUUUGGCUGUCAGAAUGUAAAAAAACAAGCAGAGAAUUUGUAAAAAGAAAAAAAGAAAGUACUUACAAAGCAGGAUUUGAGUGUGGGCCUUGUGUCGAGCUAUAUCCAGGUCUGUUUGUAAAUGUACAUCCUUAUGCAGCCGCCUUGAACAUUUCAAACCAUGCUGGGAUCUCACAGGACCCUGCUGUGCCGGCCUUGAGGACUCUCAAUCAGGACCGAGCUCGCUGUCAAUCCAGGAGCAGAACUACAUUUCCCAGGAGCACCGCGGGCGGUCGGUCCAUCCAAAGCUCUUUGCCGUCUGUGCCUUAUUGUAUAUUGUGUACACUUUAAGUAACGCCAUCUUCUGUCGAGUUGUAAUGUGCAAUGUCUGGUUUGUGAUUGAUGGUGUAUCCACUAGCUGUACAUUUUAUACUGCUGCCCUUUGCCUUCAGUUUGAUUUUGGACCACGAGGUGAUAUUUUAUAGAUAAUCAUGUUGUAUUUUUCCUUACGAUUACAGUGAAUCGAUCAUCAACAGAAAUACUGGAUUCUUGAUGCUUUUGUAUCUGUAUUGGCUCUGUUGUGUAUGUAGGCCUACAAUAUGGCUCUGACAAUAAACCAUAAAUAUUUA